Messenger RNA from Solanum pennellii, 1509 nucleotides. RefSeq lists its product as uncharacterized. NCBI's taxonomy places the organism in Eukaryota, Viridiplantae, Streptophyta, Magnoliopsida, Solanales, Solanaceae. The transcript has 2 exons. The record is from RefSeq and is a predicted model, not a curated record. The coding region runs from base 908 to 1189 and encodes 93 amino acids.
CAGUUUAUCUGCAACUUUGUUUCCUUGGCUCUAACUGUGAAAUUUGUUUCUCCAAUGGGAUGUUGAUUGGGAUCAUGUGAUAACACUUGUGCUUUUACCUGUACAUGGAGUAAUUAAUUACCUUUGUACACAAUAGUUGCUUGAUACAUUUUAGAAUAUUUCUUACCUAGUUUAUAUGUAGAUAUCAUUUCAAAAUAUUUACUAACAAAUUUCUAUGUCCAAAUUCAUUUAUUUGACUCUCGAAAUCUGAAUUGUGUCACAUAGAAGGAGUAGUACUUUUAUUUUGUAAGGGUUAUACUUCAUGUGUCCUUUAGUCCCCAGGGAUGCUUUUGAUAGACAAUUGUGAAAAUUAUACUUAAAUCUUUCCAGUUUAAUUUGAGUUGUUCCAGGUUUUUGCUUUGAGCAGAUCUACUUCUUUUGCUUUGUAAAGACUAUAUUUAGCUUUAGUGGCAUUGAAUGAUUGAUGGAUCACAGAUAUUGUGUCUUACUUAAAAUUAAAUUACGCAGAUACUUGUCCUGUUUCGUGAUGAAUUAUCUAUACCUGAAAUCUGGGUACCUGUUUAUAUUAAUUACCUAACUUGUUCCUUAUGAUUACGAUGUACUUUAUUUGUUUGAACCGCGCUGAAGUCAUCGGACUGAAAAUUAUAAUAAGAGGAGUGUGUAAGUUUUGAGGUGGUUUGCUUCUAGUACAGAGUUAAAUGCAAGCUGUUGUUAACUUGUUAUAGUACAUGAAGAUUAGUGUGGCUGAAACCCAACGAUGUAGGGAUUAAAACAUAAUUGUUGUCGCUGUUGACUUGAUCCUUCUUCUUGGUGUAUGUUUAUAUUGUUUGGUGCCUAGGAAGAAAUAAAAUAGUUAUAUGUGAUGUUGAUAACCUUACAGCCUAGAUAAGAGCCUCACAUCAAGAAUAUGGCAGCAGAAAAUGUCCAAAAUGAGAAGACAUCAUCCGCUGUUACUCCAAAUCCAGCCAUGACUUCGUGUAGGAAGAAGAAGAGCGAACAAGCUACUUUUCUAGAAGAUAUCAAGGAUCACAUGGAUGAAUUUAUUCAUGCUUCUAUGGAUGAACACAAAACUUGCUUCAAGAAGACCAUUCAAAAGAUGUUUGGCAUGUCAAAAAUUGUUGCGGAAAGGAAUGCUGAGGUUAAAGAGGUUGAAAGUUCUCUGCCCCUGCAAACAACAUUGGCUAAGUAGAAUUUGUGGCACAUCUUGAUUUAACGGGCUAAUACCAAUAGAGUAGAAAAGAAUGACAUAUAACUUUUCACUAUGCUCUCAAUUUGUAAUUUUCACUCUCUUAUUUCCACUGUGUGUAUUAGUAUUGCAAUCGUUGUGUAGAACUUGGAUUGGUUGGUUUCAUUGCAGUGAAUAGAUUCACUGGUUUCUUCUGCUCUUUGUACCACUCAACUUGUUGGUGGUAGCAGGACUAUGAAAGAUCGACGAACUGUCAAGUGUUCAAGGAACAUUAUCUAAAUUUUAAGCUAGUAAUUCUAUUACAAGUGAGAAUAGUUUCAUAA